AUGCUUUCGGCUUUGAACUUCCCUCAAAACUUUCUGAUAUUCCAGCUGGUCCAUGCAGUAUGCAUGGCGGCAGGCCGGGUCCCCUUGGGCUCUAAGGGAGCUCGGUACCUGGAUGUAUCUGCAACAGAAAAUGGCAUUCUCUGUCUUGGUCUUUCUUCUUCCACUCCAUUUAGCUCCUUUGUCGUAUGGCUGAUGAUGCCAUGCCUCACUGAUGUGUGGAAGCUAAAUUUUAAUGAUGCCGCUGCAAUCGUCAAUGUUUGGAGGGGACUGAUGUCGAUGCUGCCGAUUUGCAUGUUAUAUAUUGCUGAUACCGUGACCGUAAUAAAUGACAAAGGUUGUCCCGUCCAGGGGUUCGGACUAUUGGCAAUGUCGACACCGCCGGUUUUUACAAAGGAAACUGGCAGUUGUGCUGCGUACCAGCCGGACUCUCUUAUAUCAAUGGGCUAUAUAAAACCAUGGUCCUUUAAGUUUGGGAUUCCGGCUAUAAGCACAACAGCAGCAACCUUGAUCUUUGAUGCCGGUCGGCUAUAUGAGAGAGUGAAACGUUCUGAUGAUUGUACUUUUUUUCUGGACCACACCAACGAUCUCCGUUUUCUGGACAAAGCCGCCACAUUUGUGCCAAACCAACACUCGGAUCGACAAAAAAGAAACAGGUGGAGACUUUGUAGAGUAACAGAAGUUGAAGAAACAAAGCUUGUCAUCCGCUCAAUUGGUAUGUGUUCAUUCUUCAUCAUCUGCGGGCUCGUAUCCGCCAUCGGCCACACUUAUUUCAUCUCUCAAGAAAACCACUUGAAGCGCAAGAAGUUCCCUCUUCUACUUCUUCCUUACAUAUGUGACAUGUCGAAGUCGGACUACAGUAAUUUGUACUCAAGUUUUGGAUCGUCGAGCAAGUAUCAUCCACCGAUCGGCAUCGGUAUUUCCAUGAUUUUAGCCAUAAUUUGUUGUAUAGUUGCUUCAAAAGUCGAGACUAAGAGAUUAAACGAGGUCGCGAGACAUGGUUUAUUUGACAAGCCUGAUGCUGAAAUUCCUCUGUCCAUUGCUCAUUUGAUACCUCAGUUUGCGUUACUCGGAGCCCUCGAUGGAAUUUUCGAACUAAGCGUAGUGAGUUUCGUCAAAAACCAGGUCCCUACCACCAUGAGUCCAUACCUGACUUGGUUAAGCGAGGGCAUCCGUGGAGUAGGGACAGUCAGCAGUGUUCCAUCAGUGUUCGUGGUCGGAAAGUUAAGCCAAUCAGAUGGGAAACCGAGUUGUUUCCAGGACACCCUAAACAGGAGUCGUUUGGACAGUUAUUACCGGACAUUAGCUUUUCUAGUUUCAGUAAACCUUGUUUUCUAUAGUUUUGUGGCAUAUCGUUUCAAGUUCAGGGAUUCAUCGGAGUUCAAAAUCCCUGAAUAUUCACCCUAUCAAGAAACCGCAGAUGAAAUUAUGUAUGAAGAUCCUGAAGAUCUUCGUUCAAAUUUGGGUGGUUGA
Hibiscus syriacus is the source of this 1470-nucleotide messenger RNA. Its product is annotated as protein NRT1/ PTR FAMILY 5.5-like. The transcript has 7 exons. NCBI's taxonomy places the organism in Eukaryota, Viridiplantae, Streptophyta, Magnoliopsida, Malvales, Malvaceae. The record is from RefSeq and is a predicted model, not a curated record. Bases 1 to 1470 code for a protein of 489 amino acids.